Folsomia candida is the source of this 1679-nucleotide messenger RNA. RefSeq names its product DBH-like monooxygenase protein 2 homolog. Gene Ontology annotation, cellular component: secretory granule membrane. The transcript is spliced from 3 exons. Gene Ontology annotation, molecular function: dopamine beta-monooxygenase activity. Bases 582 to 1304 code for a protein of 240 amino acids. Gene Ontology annotation, biological process: norepinephrine biosynthetic process; dopamine catabolic process; octopamine biosynthetic process. The record is from RefSeq and is a predicted model, not a curated record. Lineage: Eukaryota; Metazoa; Arthropoda; Collembola; Entomobryomorpha; Isotomidae.
CUUAUGUUUGCUACAAUUAAAUCUGCUAGGAUUUUAGACUGCGAGGCAUUCGUAGUUUUUUCCUUUGAUUGCAAAUUUUUAACAUUUCAUUGCACAGCAAAUUUAUAACAAGCAAUAAGCACGUUGUUGUGCAUAUAAUUAUAUCGCAUUGCACAUUACCAAGUAAAAUUUCAUGUGAUACAAUUGAUAUACACGCUGUAUAGUUUGUAUAUUAAAUACUUUCCGCACAGCUAAAAUUGCAUACAUCACAUUUUUGUGGAAUCUACAAAACCACAAACAACUGGUGAUUUAGUUAACUGGUGCUGCAACAAGCUCGACUUUAGUUAGGUCUAGUUAAAUGCUACUUUAUUACACUUUAGACUUGGGAAUCCUGUACAUAUAUUCUCCUGAAAUAUCUGCUCGUUAACUAUUCAAGAAGCAAAAGAUUUGUACAAUAAUCUCGACAUAAUUAUUCAACACAUAGAUCCAAUUUUGUCUCAAUUAAUCUCGAGUCGGUCUUUUCCUCAAUUAUUCGUCAAACGGCCUUCUUGUAAUACAUAUUUCACACGAUUAUAUUUCAUUUAUUCACAUUUCUGGAAAAGAUGAGACUCGUUCAAUCCUUGAAACUUGUGGCUUUCGCCAUCAUUUUGCUGUUCACUACUGCAAGUGCUCAUCAGGGUCAUGAUCACGGGGACCAUGAUAACUUUUCGGAAUCAGACUCCCUUCCAGAGACGGACAACGAAUGGAAGGACCCUGCUGUCCACUCGAUGCCGUUUAAUGGAAUAACUUUGAAAUGGAAGGAAGAUCCAAAAAAUCCAAGAUAUGUGAUUUUUAAGUUGUCUGGAAGGACUAGAGGCUAUGUCUCAGUUGGAUUCUGUGUCGUUUGGACAGGAGGGAUGGAAAACUGCGAUAUUGCUCUUGGUUGGGUGGAUGCAUCAGGAAUUGCUCAUGUCCAUGAUUAUUUUGCAACUGGAAACACAAGCCCCACAUUAGACACGAAACAAGAUUACGAACUGCUAAGUGGGAACGAAUCCAAUGGGAUUACAUCAAUUGUCUUUAAACGACUGUGGGACACAGGAGAUGAUGCACAAGAUGCUAAUUUGGAGCACAAUCAGAAUGUUCACGUAAUAUACGCUUGGCAUGAGCAAGACCCUUUGAGUUCAACGGAUUUCCAUAAGCACGGCGAUGGGACGCGAGGACACACUUUGAAAGCGGUCGCAAUCAAAGGCCAUCAACAUGGAAGUGCUUCAACUUUUGCUGGGAACGGUGGCGUCACCCUUAUCAUUAGUUCGGGUGUCAUUGCUUGGCAUCGUUUUAAAAUUUAAAUUUUGCCCAAACCAGAAAAACAAAUAUGAUGUGAUGAUGAUACAUAUAUUUACAUGUUACAAUCUUUAAAAUUUAUACAAAAAUACCUGAACUGUCGAGUAAAUAAUUACUAACAUUAAUGAUAUGCCAUAUAUCUAAAAUUAACUGUAGUAGUACAAAUAAUUGUGCAAUAGAGGAUUCAUAAAUUAUUUUAUAAAAUAAUCUUAUUAUUGUUUUACAAAUCAGUACAAUAUAUGUAUUGAUAGGUACGAAGCUAGGCAGAGUAGAUAUGUUACAAAACUGGUUGACAAAGUUAUAGAUUGUUGGAGCAUAUUAUGUAGUUGAUAUAUUUGAGAAUUCGUUCUCGUUACAAAUAAAUUAACCAAAAAAGCGCA